AUGGCGUUAUCGUUAAUCCAAUGUCCCAAAACCUCUAUACCCCCUCCCAAUAAUUGUUUUCGGAAAGUUGGUUUGUCUCCAAUUCACCGUACAUCUCUUAGCUUUUCGGGAUUACAUCGACUGAGCAGUAGUAGGGUGGUGGUUCGUGCCGCAUUCUCUGCGGCAGGAAGUUCUGGUUCCAACGACGACGUAAAUCCAUAUAAGGUUCUUGGUGUAAACCCCAUUGAUGGAUUUGAUACGGUAAAGUCAGCUUACUCAAAGAAGCGUAAGGAUGCUGAGAGGAGAGGCGAUGAUGCUGCUCUGUCCCAAGUAGAAAAGGCAUAUGACAAAAUAAUGAUGUCUCAGUUGACAAAGCGGAAAAAGGGUGAGACAUUUGGUUCGUUUCAGGUUUCCAAAGAUAUUAAGUUUGCUGAUAAACAGCCAAUUUUUCCAUGGGGUCCGAGGUUUUCCAAGUCUGAAGUCAAAGAUAUUCGAAUCAACAUGGCAAUAUCAGCUGUUUUUACAGCUUGGAUUUUCUUCAAACGCAGUGCCGAAUACAAACCUUUGCAAUUUUUAGCUUUUGUCUAUGUUUAUCGGGUAUUUGAGAAGUUAAGUGCUUCUGAAUCACUUGCAUCUUCCACAUUUACGGAAGAUGGUGAGGAUGAGGGUAGAAUGUUGCGGAUGGGCAAAAGACUACUACGAUCUCUUGCCCUGGUUUUUGGAUGUGUAGCUUUUGCAUCAUUGGGAUACACUGGUCUUCUAAAUGUGAUAGAAUCUUUUGGCGGUUUCAUACCUGUUUUCUUGUACAAUAAUCAGGCAUUGCUUGUAACUGCUUCAGCAGCGCUCAUGUUUCAUAUUAUGGCUUCAUACUACAGAUGA
Molecule: messenger RNA, 858 nt
Organism: Striga hermonthica
Lineage: Eukaryota; Viridiplantae; Streptophyta; Magnoliopsida; Lamiales; Orobanchaceae
Source: the annotation of a GenBank genome assembly